AUGACGUCGCGUGUCAUAAUUGAUUUGAUAGAAGGUGAUAUCAGGGCAAUGCCAGGUAUUACGCCUCGUGAGGUUCAAAAACAGGUGAAGGAAAAAUUUGGCGUUGAGAUUAGUUAUUUUGUUGCGUGGAAAUCUACUUAUGCGGGUCGAAAUAGGAUUUUCGGGGACCACAGCAGCUCGUAUGCAUACCAGCCGUCAUAUUUUGCUGAAGCUGAGAGGACGAACCCCAGAAGCAUAUUCAAUUUGGAUAUCGAUGAGUCCAAGCGAAUUUUCCGCCGAUGUUUUUUUGCCUUUGCAGCUUGCUUGGUAGGAUUCAAGUCAUGCCGCCCCGUGGUGAUGCUUGAUGGGACUUUUUUGAAGGGUAAGCACAAGGGGAUCCUGUUGAGUGCUAUUGGGAAAGACGGUGAUGAAGGUCUGUUUCCUAUUGCUUUUGGAAUUGUAAGUGAAGAAACUGAUUGUAACUGGUCUUGGUUUUUGAACCACUUUCGAGAUGCUGUUGGGACUGACCGGUCGUUGAUUUUUGUUUCUGAUCGUAACCAUGGGAUUCUUGAAGGAGUUAGGCAAAUUUUUCCAGAUGCUUUACACGGCUACUGUUACAAACAUUUGACCCGCAAUUUGCAGCACAGGUUCAGGGGUGUUGCUCCAAACUUUCGUGACGCGGUACUGGCACAAUUUGCAAAUUGUGCUUAUGCGGUUACGAAGGAAGAUUUUGCCCGCUGUAUCCAGAAGUUGAGAGCUACUGGCGGCAAGAAAGUGUGCAAUUUUUUAGAUGGUAUUCCAAAGGAGAAGUGGGCAAAUGCACAUUUUGAGGGUCUGAGGUAUGGUCAAAUGACAUCGAAUGCGUGUGAGUCGUGGAAUUCUCAGGUUGACGAUGAACGGUACCUGCCUAUUACUAGCUUGAUUGACGGGAUUAGAAUGUUGUUGAUGGAACAACUUAGUGAUCGACUGGGGGAUGGAAAUAGGUGGACAACUGUGCUGACCGAGUCCGUUGACAAAAAAAUGAGACAGCUAGUUGAUAAAGGGAGGACAUAG
Erythranthe guttata (spotted monkey flower) is the source of this 1032-nucleotide messenger RNA. NCBI's taxonomy places the organism in Eukaryota, Viridiplantae, Streptophyta, Magnoliopsida, Lamiales, Phrymaceae. The record is from RefSeq and is a predicted model, not a curated record.